AUGGCGGCGAAGAGGGAGGAAUCUGAAGUAGACCGAUAUGUUCUGCAGCGGAACUACAUGUACAUGUCCUCUGCCAGGUCUGUCGAGACUCUCUUGGCUUUCCACUUACCAAAGCUUGUAGACUUACGGGACAGCACACCUUCCUGGUUGGGAGGAAUGGAUGGUUCCUUCACCCCACGGUCAAGAAUUACUUGGACGACCGACCGCACAAGCAAAUUGCUGACGUCGGGGCCGGUAAUGGGUAAGUGGGUUGGCAACAUCGAGGAGGAACUGCAGCUGAGUGACGCAGCAUCUGAGCUCUUUGACUUGCACGUCGGUUAUCCUGAAGCACGGAUCCGUGGUCUGGACAUCUCGGAAGAACAGUUUCCCCGUCGAAUAAGAAUGAAUGUACGACGUAUUGUCCUCGGUGCCGGAGGACCUGUCUGA
This is a messenger RNA of Exophiala spinifera, 426 nucleotides long. RefSeq lists its product as uncharacterized. NCBI's taxonomy places the organism in Eukaryota, Fungi, Ascomycota, Eurotiomycetes, Chaetothyriales, Herpotrichiellaceae. Bases 1 to 426 code for a protein of 141 amino acids. The record is from RefSeq and is a predicted model, not a curated record. The transcript has a single exon.